This is a messenger RNA of Microthlaspi erraticum, 333 nucleotides long. Lineage: Eukaryota; Viridiplantae; Streptophyta; Magnoliopsida; Brassicales; Brassicaceae. The record is from the annotation of a GenBank genome assembly.
AUGCGAGGAAUCCGAUUAGCUGGAAUCGAUGGGAUAGAGCUCGAUUUGACGAGCUUUUUGCUUUCGUCAAUCGAGCUAGAUCUGUCGGAUCGUUUGCUCUAUGAAAUUGAGCUCGAUCGACUAGAUCAUUUGUUGCGGGAAACUGUUGAUAGUUUCCGUUCAACAGUUCGAGCUGUUGCGGGGCUGCGAGCUCAAAAUUUCAUUGGACUGAUUUUUGAGCUGAGACAUCCGCAUGCAAGCUUGAGUUGUGAAGCCAUAGUUUCGGGCCAUCUAAAUAUAGUUGGCUCGACACCUGGCUUUGGAGGUGGAGAUGGAAGUCGCUCUGUUGGCUGA